Pectinophora gossypiella (pink bollworm) is the source of this 1189-nucleotide messenger RNA. It is a transcript of the gene gdl, whose product is annotated as gonadal protein gdl. The record is from RefSeq and is a predicted model, not a curated record. Lineage: Eukaryota; Metazoa; Arthropoda; Insecta; Lepidoptera; Gelechiidae. Bases 264 to 800 code for a protein of 178 amino acids. The transcript has 4 exons.
CAAGCUAUUCCAUAAUAUUAAAAUGUGAUAUCGCGUAUAUGAGUACAAAAAAUAAAUAUAUCGUUAUCUUUUACUUACACGAAUUGCCUGUAAAAUGAAAUAAAUUACCAGAAGAAGAACUAGAAAAGAACCUUGAAGUAUGUUGUAGGUACCCCUCUGAGGGUACCCCCAACUAAAAUGUCAAACAAAUGCCAAAAACAGCUGACUGAAAGGUUGUUUAUAAUGUUAAAAGCUACCUAUCUUAUGAAUUUUAAUAAAUAAAAAUGAAUGGAUAUCAAGAAGAGCCCACCCCCGAAGUUUUACAGAGAAAGUUGUAUUUUUUACUUGAACAAUUGCAAGAAAUGGCUAGAGAACUUCCACCAAAGUAUCAAAUGCGUGUACCUAUAGAACUGCUCUCGGGGCUAGCAAAUUGUCUGCUACAUGAUACAGUGUUUGAAAUAGUUAAAGGUCUAAUGGAAAUUCAGCAUGUCACAGAGAAACAUUUAUUUCAACAGAGACUUCAAGUAAUCAAUAAACACACUUUUUUAUUUGCAGUGGAAAUUCAAAACAUGAUCAACACUACAGAGCCAGAGAAGCAAGAAUUACAGAAAGCUAUCUUGUUGCAGCGGCACAGGGAGGAACUCAAACAGACUGAUAUGAAACUAGUUAUCCAGUUGGAUCAAAAGGUCAGUGAUCAACAAGUCACCCUAGAGAAAGCUGGUGUGCCAGGUUUCUUUGUAACUAACAAACCAAUAGAAGUUAAAGUACAGAUGUACCUCCUUGAUUUCAUUCUGAGACUAAGUAGAAUGGAUAUUCCAUGACAUUUAAUAUUUCACAAUCAUCAUUAUCAUUUAUGAUUAUAAUUUAAUUAUUUAAAAUGUUAUAACAUGCCUUCCAUUCACACAUUGUGAAGCAAUCACUUCAAUAUGUAAGCCCUAAGUUGUAAACAAAAAUAUUUCAGACAUUUUGAAUUAGUCUAGCAAUUAAGAUUUACUAUGUAUAGAUAUAGAAACCGAGAAGACAGACCCAGAAUAAACUAAGUGCCUUUAUAUUAUUGUUAGUUCUUACUCUAUUUAGUAUGCUGUGACUUAGCACAUUAUAACAAAUAAUGAAUUAAUAUUAUUGUAAUUAUUAAUUUUUAAUAAUAAUAGCAAAAUAGUUUUAUAAAUGCUCAAGUAUUUUUUCAAUAAAGAAUAAUUAUUGGUACAUA